This is a messenger RNA of Pelobates cultripes (western spadefoot toad), 272 nucleotides long. Lineage: Eukaryota; Metazoa; Chordata; Amphibia; Anura; Pelobatidae. The record is from the annotation of a GenBank genome assembly.
AUGUCGUCAUCCGGAGACCGCACAACUAUUUUAGAUACACUAAAUAUACUUUCAUACAAUGUCCGGGGGCUUAACACACCGGAAAAGAGGAAUAUGGCCCUUCGGGAAUUCCAUAGGCUACAAGCAGAAGUAGUAUUCGUACUGACCAACAGACACUACCCCCACGCAUACUACAACAACUUUACGCACAACAAGUCAAGGGGAGUGGCAAUUUUAAUAGGGGUCCAGCUCCCACUUAUUUAUCAACAACAUUAUGCUGACGAAUCAGGUCG